AUUGCUUGACAGAGUUGUGGAACGUAUAUCUUCGUUAUUGGACAGGACGCAGAAUUUACACGAAAACUGGGUUCGUGGGCCGUAUCUUGCUCGAUUAGCCUUCUUCAGCCGAAUGCUUGAUGCUGGAUUGAUGCCAUGCAACCUACUAGGUACGCUUGGACUCGGAUGUGUUACUGUAGUAUUUCGCCUGGAAUUAUUUGAUCAGCACGUUCUCACGAUUUCUUUUUACGAAGCGUCCGGAGUAACCACAGAUGCACAUUGGGCAGAUAUUGUAUAUCAGCGUAUUCGUCGUGGAUUGGGAAUGCACGAGAAUCUGUCGCCUGUGGAAAAAAGGCAAACUGUUAACUAUUUGGUGAAAAUGAUGAAUUGCUGUUCGGACUCGGACCUGGCCGCAACGGGAUAUGCACAUUUGGCUGCAAAUUUGCUAUGGGAUUUGUAUGUCGAAAAGAGUGGGAAUUUUUUACUUAUUUUUUAUUUCUGCACUAUCAACACUGAGACACAACGAUGUAGCAUUAACCAAAGCAGAUGGAAUAAUUGGCCAGCGUACCCGAUUGACGGUGCGGUGAUGCGUUUUUUGCACAGUUUCCCACGGAUUUUUAUCGCCACCUGCACUGUUUUUUUUUCUUGA
Gongylonema pulchrum is the source of this 628-nucleotide messenger RNA. Lineage: Eukaryota; Metazoa; Nematoda; Chromadorea; Rhabditida; Gongylonematidae. The record is from the annotation of a GenBank genome assembly.